Grosmannia clavigera kw1407 is the source of this 1416-nucleotide messenger RNA. Its product is annotated as RNA polymerase 2 mediator complex component. Gene Ontology annotation, molecular function: zinc ion binding; DNA-binding transcription factor activity, RNA polymerase II-specific. The transcript has a single exon. Gene Ontology annotation, biological process: regulation of DNA-templated transcription. The record is from RefSeq and is a predicted model, not a curated record. NCBI's taxonomy places the organism in Eukaryota, Fungi, Ascomycota, Sordariomycetes, Ophiostomatales, Ophiostomataceae. Bases 1 to 1416 code for a protein of 471 amino acids.
AUGUCCGGAAUGGCAGAAAGGAACGCAUGCCGAGCGUGUGCACGAUCGAAGCGCCGCUGCGGAAAGGAGCGGCCGGCGUGCCACCGAUGCCAGGACCGACAUCAGGACUGCGAAUAUCCCCCUGCCAAACUGUGCGGAUUUGUGGCUGUAGAGGAGGCUUUUGGCGAGCAGUCAGUGCCAGAACAAGGCAGCCUUUUAGGAGACGAUGGAAACCACAAUAUCAUGCUAGGAGACUUUCUAAACAUGCCGCUAUCGGUAUCCGCCGAUAAGUUUCUACAGCUACGGCUGGCUCUUGGGGCUACCGGUCUGCCGUUGCUGUCGUCGCAGCUGGAACAGUCGCCACAGCCAUCCUUGCCAUCUCUUACGUCUCUUCCGUCACUCUACUUGCCACAAUCCCCCACGAUACCGCCACGAUGGCCGGUGCUGUGGUUUCUCGCGCCCGAGACGUGGAAGAUCGACCGCCGGCCGGAACCGAUUCCGUCAGCGUACGACAUGGAGCCGAUCCGCGGACAUAUCGUCAAGAUCCAGCAGUGGCUGAUGCGCUGGGUGGCCACGGGAAGCUGUCCCUUUAUCCAUCCUUAUCUGUACCGGGUGCAGCAGCCCGGCUGCGUGCAAGUGGCCUUUACGACGCUGACAAGCUACGUGUACCGGACCGAGGUGACGGCCGACAUGGUGCUGCAGAUCGUCGAGGACCAGGCCAGCCAUCUGCUGUCAGACAACGGCGUGGCCCUGGCUGAUGGGGGAGUCUAUCAUGUCAACGAGAGUGCUUCUGGAUUCUCUCCGACCGCGACCCCUCGCACAACGUCCUCUUCGUCUGCACCACCGACAGCUGCUGAUGCUGCUGCACCCGGCCUGCUCGAGCAGCUGGCCCGCACACACGCUCUGGUGGUCUACCAGACCAUCAGCCUGUUCGACGGAGACAUCCGGGCGCGCCACCUAGCUGAGGGCCGCCAGGCCGUGCUGAGCCGCUGGGCCGGCCAGCUGAUCGAGAGCGCCCGCCUAAGCCUGGGAGUGGCCUGGCUGCAGAGCGACGGCCUGCUCACCGCGGUCGAGCAACAUCCAUGGUACCUCUGGAUCCUCAGCGAGAGCAUCCGCCGCGCCUGGAUGGUCGCUAGCGCCAUCGAGGCCAUCUACGGAAUCCUACAGCGCGGCUGGUAUCCAUGUCCGGGCAACAUCAUGUGCACGACACGCCAGGCAAUCUGGAACGCUCGCUCAGCCGCCGACUGGGAGCAGUGCUGUGCCGAGACAGCCGACCGGCCAGGCCAGCUGGCCCACCGCCAGGACUUUGAGCGCUUCUUCGCCGAGUCCAGCGCCGCCGACAUUGACGAGUUCAUUCGUGCCCUCAUGGCGUCAACCUUUGGCGACGACCGCGUGCGGCGGUGGGAGAGUGACAGCGAAGGCGUGGCCGUGGACUGA